AUUAGUAGUAUAUAAUUUUGAUUGUAUACUAUAUAUUUUAAAAUAUAAUAGGCAAGGACAAUUAAUAAUGGUUUCAAUUAUUCUUAGUAACAACUAUACUGGAUUAUUUUAUAAUUAAAUUUAGGGAUUAGAAAAUAUUGAUAGUGGAGAUUUUUUAUCAGAAACUGAACUUGAACAAGACGUUGAAACUAUUGGGUCAGAUGAGAAAGCUUGUUCAAAUAAUGUUAGCUUAAGUAAUACUCGUUCAAGUAAUGCUCAACCUGAUUCUGUGCUAAAUAAAAAAAGAAAGACAAAUCUGAGCUUAAUAAGUAUUAAAGGUUGUUUAAAUGAAGCGUGUGAUGUAAUGAAAUCAUUAUCUGAAAAAAAGGAAGAACGUAUGCGAAUUAUUUAGUGAGCUCAAUGCUGAAAAGUUAAGGGGUUUUGAUGAAAAACCGCGCUUUAUAUUUAUGAUAGAUAGACAGCUUUAUAUUCAAAGCAAAAAUGACUCCACUAUAUCAACCCCAAACUAUAGUUCCCAUUUCGAGAUCAUUAUAUAAAAACGUUAUUUCUAUAUCUGCAUCCACCUGUUUUAAUACGUUUAAUUACCCUGAAUAUUAUCUAAAAUCAGUUCUUUUCCAUUGUUCUUUCGACCACCCUCCACAAUAUCACAAAUUUCUCCAGACUUCCUCAAAUAUUGUUUGGUACAAAAUGCCUUUAGCAAAGAUCUAGUAGACCAGUUGUUACAAACAUCGUUGAUUAUAUUGUUACAGCUGAUCUCCAGCGUCUUGUUUUACUCACCCCAUUGCUCAUCCAGCACGGCAAAUCGAUGACCUCCGUGUACAGUUUAUCGUCGUAAGUCAGUCAGUCAAUUUUUGUUUUAUGUGUCAUUCUUUUUUGUAGCAAGCGCCUUUGCUUGAAUAGUAAAUUGUUCGGCCGUUGUACACCACAGUUUUUAUUAUUUGUUGUUGUACCCUUGUGCUCAAGUUCCCAUGUGCCCUUUCACGCUACCAGUGAUUAAAGCUAUGGUUUCCUAGAAAAGCGGUGCCGUUGUCUAGCGGCCGUCAUUUUACGGUUGUUAAUAACGGCCGUCUUUACGGUGACCAAUCUGUGGUUUCCUAGGAAGUAGUGCGACCGUAUUCAAUCGUAGUCACUUAAAAGUCAGUACUCACUCGAGAGUAGUUGAUCGCGCAUUGGUGAAAAAUGGACGAUUUGGACAUAGCGUUAUUAGUAUGUUUGGAUGACGAAGAGUCAUCAGAAGACGAAAACAAUCGUUUGGAGGAGAGUGUUAUGUUCAAAAAUCGUGAAACUGAGGGUGCAUUUCAAAUUUUAGUGCGUCGCCAUCUGCAGUGUAAUGACGAAAAAUUUAGGCAAUACUUUCGCUUAACACCAGUGUUAUUUGAUUAUGUAUUGAAUCACAUAAGAGAUGACUUAACUUCUAAACCGUAUAAUAGGCACAAAAAGCCCAUAUGCCCAGAAGAAAAGUUAUGUAUACUUGUCAGGUUAUUUAAAUGGAAAAAAUAUUAAAUUUUGAAAAUAUGGACAUAAGCCCCGAGGCAACCAGCUCUAGAAAUUUGGACCAAAUUGAUCAAGAAAAAAACAUACAAGAAAAAAUUGAAACAAANAAAUUAUUCAAGAAAAAAACAAUCAAGAAAAAAAUGAGACAAAAUUAAUUAAAAAAAUAAAAAUAAUAAA
Molecule: messenger RNA, 1671 nt
Organism: Daktulosphaira vitifoliae (grape phylloxera)
Lineage: Eukaryota; Metazoa; Arthropoda; Insecta; Hemiptera; Phylloxeridae
Exons: 2
Coding region: 1180-1503 (107 amino acids)
Source: RefSeq, a predicted model, not a curated record